Molecule: messenger RNA, 1667 nt
Organism: Manihot esculenta (cassava)
Lineage: Eukaryota; Viridiplantae; Streptophyta; Magnoliopsida; Malpighiales; Euphorbiaceae
Product: myb family transcription factor MOF1
Exons: 6
Coding region: 652-1554 (300 amino acids)
Molecular function (GO): DNA binding; DNA-binding transcription factor activity
Source: RefSeq, a predicted model, not a curated record
UAAGAUGAUUUUGUCUUCCAUUUUCAUAGUUAGAGAGAUAGAAAGCAAAGGUCAAAGGAAAGCAGUUGGCUGGUGUGGGGCGAGGGUUGCUGGUGCUGGAUGGUGUUUAUAUUAGAGCAUGGCAUGGCGUAGGGGUAUGAUUUUCGGCGAAGAAGAAGAGAAACAAGAUUAGAAACUCGUGAUUAUAAGAAUUCUCUUUAAUUCUCUCUUUCUCUGCACCAUCUGCGAAAGAGAGAGGGUAGAAACAGAACUCUGAACCAGAAGCAGCAGGCAGGGUAUUAUCAGUCCUCCUUAAGGAAUUUACAGCAACGUCUCUUCAUUUUCUCGUGAUCUCUCCUCUCUCUCUCUCUAUCAAAACCCAAAAAAGAGAAAGUUCCCUUCUUUGCUUUGAUACACUUCAGAAUCGACACUCUCCUUUGAGCCUCCUUCGCAUGUUCUUGUUAUAUAUACCUCAGCUCCACACUUCCAACAAGGUUUUGUGCAACGACGAGGACUCCAUCAACCGCAUUUUAGAGGGUAGAGUUUAUUAAAGGAGAGGUGUUUUAAGAGGACCCAGUUGGUGAAACGUCGUUUUGAGGUGAAAAGGAGAGAUCUUUUAGGUACUCAGUUGGAUUUUGAAAGGAUUAUAGGAGGUGGAGACGAGAACAACACAUGGGGAGUUGUGGGAGAAGUGGGACUGUGAGGCAGUAUAUAAGAUCAAAGGUUCCUCGCUUGAGAUGGACUCCUGAGCUGCAUCAUUGCUUUGUUCAUGCUAUUGAAAGGCUUGGUGGUCAAGACAAAGCCACGCCUAAACUCGUUCUUCAGUUGAUGGAUGUGAAGGGACUCACCAUUUCACAUGUGAAGAGCCAUCUCCAGAUGUAUCGAAGCAUGAGGAGUGAUCUGGGCAAACAAGAUAAGAGCUCUACCCAUCAAAGGAGACAAUCUUUUGAGGACCAUGAUGGAUGUGUCGAUGAAAUAAAACCCAUUGAAGAAUCAGAUUCUCACUUCAUCUACAGUACUAUCCCUUCAAAAAGAGCAAGAAUCGAGACCAGGAGUUCAAUCUCUGAUCAAAACCUGCAAUGCAGCCAAGGAAUAUGUGAGACAGUCACGAAUCCGUACUCUCUUGAUGAUUAUAUGAGAAUGAAAGAGGGUAAUGGUGGUGGUUUCAGAUGGGAACAGACCCAUUCUAAGCCCGAACCCACAGCCUUUUCUCUGCCACAUGAUCUUUGCAGCCUCAACACCUUCAAUUAUGCAGUGGAAGAAUCUGAUUUCCUCAAGAUUGCCAAGCAAGAGCAAGGAAAGUGCAAACUGGAAUCACAUAUAUGGAAACCUGAGGCUACUAGAAGCAGAAGACGUAGAAGAGAAGAUGAAGAAGAGGGCCGCGGUGGCAGCGGCAGCGGCUGCUGUGAGUUGUCAUUAUCACUGUCGUUGCCUUGUCCAUCGUCAUGUACGAGUGAGAUGAGCGAGGCAUUCUCGUCGUAUGUCUCUAGGUCCAUUUUCAAAGAUUGUUCUGGGUCUGCAUCAGGAAAACGUAGUGUCAACUUAGAUCUAUCUAUUGCUCUUUGUGGUACUUAAUGUAAAGAAAAUUCAUCUGUUUUUGUAGAAGACUAGAAGUUUUGUAAUUUUUCUGUAAUCUUUGAACUAUUUCUUAGUCCAUUAAUUAAUUUUUAGUCCUCUUUUAGAUUUUA